This is a messenger RNA of Myotis myotis, 1649 nucleotides long. RefSeq names its product RNA polymerase II subunit C (gene POLR2C). Gene Ontology annotation, molecular function: DNA binding; protein dimerization activity; DNA-directed RNA polymerase activity. Bases 77 to 904 code for a protein of 275 amino acids. NCBI's taxonomy places the organism in Eukaryota, Metazoa, Chordata, Mammalia, Chiroptera, Vespertilionidae. The transcript is spliced from 9 exons. Gene Ontology annotation, cellular component: RNA polymerase II, core complex. The record is from RefSeq and is a predicted model, not a curated record. Gene Ontology annotation, biological process: DNA-templated transcription.
GGUACCUUCCUGUGACUUCCGGUGCGGGGGCGCGCUGCAGGGUUGACGCCGGCGGCCCGCCGGGCGGCGGAGCGCGAUGCCGUAUGCCAACCAGCCCACCGUGCGGAUCACGGAGCUCACCGACGAGAAUGUCAAGUUCAUCAUCGAGAAUACGGACCUAGCGGUGGCCAAUUCUAUCCGGAGGGUCUUCAUCGCCGAGGUGCCCAUAAUAGCCAUUGACUGGGUUCAGAUUGACGCCAAUUCCUCAGUCCUUCACGACGAGUUCAUCGCUCACAGGCUUGGGUUAAUCCCCCUCACCAGCGAUGACAUUGUGGACAAGCUGCAGUACUCCCGGGACUGCACGUGCGAGGAGUUCUGCCCCGAGUGCUCGGUGGAGUUCACUCUCGACGUGCGGUGCAACGAAGACCAGACUCGUCACGUCACGUCUCGAGACCUCAUCUCCAACAGCCCCCGGGUCAUUCCCGUGACAUCCCGGAACCGAGAUAAUGACCCCAAUGACUACGUGGACCAGGACGACAUCCUCAUCGUCAAGCUGCGAAAGGGCCAGGAGCUGAGACUCCGCGCCUACGCCAAGAAGGGCUUUGGCAAGGAACAUGCCAAGUGGAACCCGACUGCAGGGGUGGCUUUUGAAUAUGACCCCGACAAUGCCCUGAGGCACACGGUGUACCCCAAGCCAGAGGAGUGGCCAAAGAGCGAGUACUCAGAGCUGGAUGAAGAUGAGUCCCAGGCUCCGUAUGACCCCAACGGCAAGCCGGAGAGGUUUUACUACAACGUGGAGUCCUGUGGCUCUCUGCGCCCUGAAACCAUCGUCCUCUCAGCCCUCUCUGGGUUGAAGAAGAAGCUGAGUGAUUUGCAGACCCAGCUGAGCCACGAGAUCCAGAGUGACGUCCUCACCAUAAAUUAGCCGCAGCUCAUCCGCCUGCGCGGAAAAGGAUCCGAGCCGCUGUGUGCGGGUCUCCUGAGGCCCCCCCGCCCCCGAAAUCCCCACGGCUGUACUCAACUUCUUGGCAAGCCGUCAGCACCAACUGGAGGUAGCAGAGGGGAAGGUGCCCUCCCGCCCCCGAAGUCCCCACAGCUGUACCUAACUUCUUGGCAAGCCGUCAGCACCAACUGGAGGUAGCAGAGGGGAAGGUGCCCUCCCGCCCCCGAACUCCCCACAGCUGUACCUAACUUCUUGGCAAGCCGUCAGCACCAACUGGAGGUAGCAGAGUGGAAGGUGCCCCUCCCCGCCUUGCUUGGUCCCAGGUAGAUUACGGGGGUGCCCCUGGUAUUUGAGGCAGGACAGUCCUUCACUGAGCAUGCAGCAUCCUGGCCCUGCCUGCUGAUGGCUAGUCUCCCCAGGACCCAGACCUCCCUCCCCCUGGUCUGCUUGUAGAGGUUGUACUGCUUCCCUGUUGAAAACCACUGCGUUAGACCCUCCUCUUUUGGUCAUUUCAGCUCUUGACUUACAUUUCACAGUUGUACCUUAGGUUUCCGCUGUUAGGAUUGAGUGUUCAAAGUCUCAUUCAGGCCGCCUACAAACCCAGCCCCUCCCUGCCCAUGGUCAGCCUACACUUCGCUCAAAUUCCCAAGUGUCUUGAGACCCUGGCUGCUCCUCCCCACCCCACCCCACCCCACAAUAAACCCUGUAUUUCAUUCUCUACCCAUCA